This is a messenger RNA of Larimichthys crocea (large yellow croaker), 2814 nucleotides long. Its product is annotated as inositol hexakisphosphate kinase 2. The transcript is spliced from 5 exons. NCBI's taxonomy places the organism in Eukaryota, Metazoa, Chordata, Actinopteri, Sciaenidae. Gene Ontology annotation, biological process: inositol phosphate biosynthetic process; phosphatidylinositol phosphate biosynthetic process. Gene Ontology annotation, cellular component: cytoplasm; nucleus. The coding region runs from base 495 to 1997 and encodes 500 amino acids. Gene Ontology annotation, molecular function: inositol hexakisphosphate kinase activity. The record is from RefSeq and is a predicted model, not a curated record.
GUGGUGAGCCAGCUCUCAGCUGUCAGAGAGUGUUCAGUCUGCAGUGGAGGCACAAGCAGGAUCUGUUUCUCUUGUUUGCGUUAUGUGUCGCUGCAGCACUAGUGCAGACAUCAACAUUUAGAGGACUUUCUGUGGCUUUCUGUUUCAGCUACACGAACUGCCAGGAAAAAAAGGAGUUAAAGGAAUUAAACAGCCCCUUAAUCGUGGCUUUUUAUUUUGUUUCUCCUCUUAUUUCCUCCUUCCUGUCCUUUGUUUUCGACCAGCAGAAUCCCCAGCAGCAGAGAAGAAGCAGGGUAUCAUCACAACAACAGCUUCUGAAGACAUCGUGGGAAUAACUAACCUGCAAGCCUAAUGCGAAAUACCACGACUAGUCCUCUGUGGAUCUGCAGUGUGUGAGUGUGUUCGUAUCCCUGCCAGAUAGGGCCCCCACCACAUUGUGUGUGCGUGCGUUAGGAGGCUAAUGCCCACGGUAGUGUGGUCAGAGCCAGAGGAGGAUGGGUCCGGCUGUGGAGGCUCAGGCCCAGAAGGCCAUGGAUGCAGAGCAAAAGCAGCAGCUGCAGCACCAGCUGCAGCACCAGCAGUGCUACAUGCAGAAAGGGGUGAUGCUUGAGCCCUUCGUACACCAGGUGGGGGGACAUUGCUGCGUCCUGCGCUUCGGGGAACAGACCAUCUGCAAGCCCCUCAUCCCACGCGAACAUCAGUUCUACAAGAGCCUGCCUGCUGCAAUGAGGAAGUUUACCCCCCAGUAUAGAGGUGUGGUGUCUGUGAGCUUCGAGGAAGAUGAAGAAGGGAAUCUUUGUCUCAUCGCUUACCCCCUACAGAGUGACCCAGCAGCAGAUCUGGAGAACAAGGACCCCCUGGCAGACUGUGAGUCCAAAAGUGAGAUGCUCAUGUGGGGGAAAACGAUGGCAUCUUCACUGCUCGUGGAAAGCGAAAAUUACAGCAAAGACGGCAGAAGCCGGCACUCCCGUAAAGACAAGGACAAAAGCGUUCAGAAGCUUCAGGAGGACGUGGAGCUGGAGUGGCUGCGGCAGGCCGAAGUGCUGUACUAUAGACUGGAGUGCAGUCACAGUAAUCCUGUACCGCAGCUCAAACACAACCCCUGGAGCCUCAAGUGUCAACAGCAGCACCUGCAGAAAAUGAAGGAGAAUGCCAAGCACCGCAACCAGUACAAAUUCAUCCUGUUGGAGAACCUGACGUGGCGACACACAAUGCCGUGUGUGUUAGACCUGAAGAUGGGCACGCAGCAGCACGGAGACGAUGCCUCGGAAGAGAAGAAAGCCGUGAAGAUCCGCAAGUGCCAGCAGAGCACGGCAUCCACGAUAGGAGUCUGUCUCUCAGGCAUGCAGGUGUAUCGGUCUGACACAGGCCAGCUGAUGUUCAUGAGCAAGUUCCAUGGCCGCAGGCUGACCCUGCCAGACUUCAAGGAGGCUUUGUUCCAGUUCUUUCACAGCGGACGCCGUCUACGACGUGAACUCUUCUCUCCGGUGCUGCGCAGGCUCAGAGAAAUGCAAGCUGCCCUGGAAGCCUGUGAAUCCUAUCGCUUCUACUCUAGCUCCCUCCUCAUCAUCUACGACGGAGCAUCCCACCGAAAACACACACGCCAACACACUGAGGACGGCCUCUCGGAAGAAGAAGAUGAUGAUGAUGAGGAGGAUGAGGAGGUGGAGGCUGAACCAGAAAUGGAGGAAGAGGAGGAGGAGGAGGAGGAGGAGGUGGGUGAAGUAGCAGGUGCACUUGAUUUCCCUCACAGCCCCUCCACCUCUAGCGAUGGCUGCAGCAGCAGCGGGAGCUCUGCUGUCAGCCAGGCCUGUUUGUCGCGCUCAGACCACCGCAGCCCCGCGGUGGAUGUGAGGAUGAUAGAUUUUGCCCACACCACCUGUAGACAUUUCCAGGGAGACAGCGUGGUGUACGAGGGCCUGGACAGUGGUUACCUCUUUGGUCUCCAGAACUUGAUCACCAUCAUCUCUGAGCUGGAGAACCACAGCACAGACUGAAGAUUGACACUCUCUGACCUUUGGAAGAAAAGAGGAGGACAGGACUACAGAAGGAGAGAGAGAUUUCUCCUCUCCCCUUUUAAAUUUACACCUUGCUGUAGCUGGCCUUUCAUUGGACGCCGUCCCUGUUUCUGCCAUUGGUACUUCUCGAUGUUCCUGUUGUGUGUUUCCGUCUUCGGGAUAAGAAACAGACGUUCACGUAACAUAUAAGAGCCAUGUGUGUGACUGAUGCAGUGAUUUACCCAUUGCCAUCAUUCUGUUUAACCAAGUUCACCGUUAGGACAAGAAAAGGGGGAGGCAGCAAAUAAAAGCAGUUUGAAGUCUUGAGAUAGUGGAGAUGUUUUCCUUGUGUCCGAUUCCAAAGAAAGUAUCAGCAUUUUGCACGCACAAACAUGCACUGAAACACAUUCUGUUGAACAAGUGUGUGUUUACACUGAGAAAGGGCUUACGUGAGAGAGCAGGAGUUGUAUAUGUGCGAGGACAGGAGUCGCGGAGGAAGGAGAGGAAGCGCGCUCACGCCCUGAGUUCUUCUCUUUUGCCUGUUCAGUCUGCCAUCCUUCUUUCCCUGUUCAUCUUCAUCAAAGAGACUAUAUUCAUAAGAGACAGAAGAUAUAGAGUUAUUUCUUUAUUUGACAUGUUUCAUAAAAUAAACUAAAAGUUCAAAAAAGAAUGUGAACGGAGAUUACUACAUUCCAUGUUAUUAAUGUUAUAAUAAUGAUAUAAAUUAAUAUUGUUAUUUGACAUGUUUGGAUACCUCUAUCUUGUAUGUAUGUGUUGUCCACAGUUUGUUGGGGGGGAUUAAAGAGGUUUGUGCUAA